This is a messenger RNA of Condylura cristata (star-nosed mole), 1482 nucleotides long. RefSeq names its product replication factor C (activator 1) 3, 38kDa (gene RFC3). Bases 100 to 1170 code for a protein of 356 amino acids. Gene Ontology annotation, cellular component: nucleus; DNA replication factor C complex. Gene Ontology annotation, molecular function: ATP hydrolysis activity; DNA clamp loader activity; DNA binding. NCBI's taxonomy places the organism in Eukaryota, Metazoa, Chordata, Mammalia, Eulipotyphla, Talpidae. The record is from RefSeq and is a predicted model, not a curated record. Gene Ontology annotation, biological process: DNA repair; DNA-templated DNA replication. The transcript is spliced from 9 exons.
GUCACGAGACUUUGGCGAUCGCGGGAAAACUUGUCUCCGCGCCGGGGUAGAAGGCGCGCGCGGGACUUUGAAUCGUGGGCCCCCGGGACGCGAGCGGACAUGAGCCUUUGGGUGGACAAAUACCGGCCCUGCUCCUUGGGGCGGCUGGACUAUCACAAGGAACAGGCGGCCCAGCUGCGCAACUUGGUGCAGUGUGGUGACUUUCCUCAUCUGUUAGUGUAUGGACCAUCAGGUGCUGGGAAAAAGACAAGAAUUAUGUGUAUUCUACGUGAACUUUAUGGUGUUGGAGUGGAAAAGUUGAGAAUUGAACAUCAGACCAUCACGACUCCAUCUAAAAAGAAAAUUGAAAUUAGCACGAUUGCAAGUAAUUACCACCUUGAAGUUAAUCCCAGUGAUGCUGGAAAUAGUGACCGGGUAGUAAUUCAGGAGAUGUUGAAAACAGUGGCCCAGUCACAGCAACUUGAAACAAACUCUCAAAGAGACUUUAAAGUGGUAUUAUUGACAGAGGUUGACAAACUCACCAAAGAUGCUCAGCAUGCCUUGCGCAGAACCAUGGAGAAGUAUAUGACCACUUGCAGACUUAUCUUGUGUUGUAAUUCUACAUCUAAGGUGAUACCACCUAUUCGUAGUAGGUGCUUGGCAGUUCGUGUGCCUGCUCCCAGCAUUGAAGAUAUUUGCCAUGUAUUAACCACUGUGUGCAAGAAGGAAGGUCUGAAUCUUCCUUCACAACUGGCUCAUAGACUUGCAGAGAAGUCCUGCAGGAACCUCAGAAAAGCACUACUCAUGUGUGAAGCCUGCAGAGUGCAACAAUAUCCUUUUACUGAAGAUCAAGAAAUUCCUGAAACUGAUUGGGAGGUAUAUCUGAGGGAGACUGCCAAUGCUAUUGUCAGUCAGCAGACUCCACAAAGGCUUCUUGAAGUUCGUGGAAGACUCUAUGAACUUCUAACUCAUUGUAUUCCUCCUGAAAUAAUAAUGAAGGGCCUUCUCACAGAACUUUUACAUAAUUGUGAUGGACAACUGAAAGGAGAAGUGGCCCAGAUGGCAGCCUACUAUGAACAUCGUCUGCAGCUUGGUAGCAAAGCCAUUUACCACUUGGAAGCAUUUGUGGCCAAAUUUAUGGCACUUUAUAAGAAGUUCAUGGAGGAUGGAUUGGAAGGCAUGAUGUUCUGACAUGUGUCAGUAUUUCUUCAUAAUAUUUUUCAGUAUCAGCAUUUACAGUCAGUUUAUACUGGAAGAGCUGCAGGUAAAAUAAACACACUAUUUAAUCAUGUCUUAUUCGUGUUUUUUGUGAUAACUCUUUUGUGAAUUAUUACUAGUCUUUACCCUCUAAGUUAAAUACUUGCCCUUACACUACUGAAGUAUUAGGAAAUUACAACUAGAAACUUCAGAGUCCAGGAACAUGAUUGUAACUUACUUUAAGGUUCUUUUGUAUUGAUCUUCCCAUUUUCCAUCCAGUGUUUCACCUGCUAGAGAAAAUUUAUA